Molecule: messenger RNA, 3832 nt
Organism: Actinia tenebrosa (Australian red waratah sea anemone)
Lineage: Eukaryota; Metazoa; Cnidaria; Anthozoa; Actiniaria; Actiniidae
Product: ubiquitin-protein ligase E3B
Biological process (GO): ubiquitin-dependent protein catabolic process; protein polyubiquitination
Molecular function (GO): ubiquitin protein ligase activity
Source: RefSeq, a predicted model, not a curated record
CAAAAUGGCGGAUGACAGCAAAAAGAGAACGAAGUGAAUACUUCUUUUGAAAAAAUAGCUUUAUUGCUAUAAGAUUAUAAAGAUGUUUGCUGGAUCGGAUAAUAAGAAGAAUGAAUCAGUCGUCUCCAAGGCGCAAGCAGCUCGACAGCAGCGAGCAGAGGAAAGAGCGAAAGAAAAAGCAGCUCUAAAAAUUCAGGCAUGGACGAGACGGGUUGUUUGUGUGUCCAAAUUAAGAAAACAAAUAAGAGAGGAGUUUGAUGCAUUUCUUGAGGAAGAGAGUUCUUCAUCAAAAACAUCAGCAAUAACAGUUUUCCACAAGAUCAGAAGAUUUCUAUUUAUUUUUCAAGACAAAUAUGAUGCAAAGAGAUUGGUCUCUUUGUGCAGAAUAAUAUUGUCAAGUAUGGAGCAGAACAAUCCUAAAGUCUGGUAUAUAUCAGUAGCAUUGUCUCAAGAUCUGAUUCUUCUGUGGAUUCAGCAAGUUAAGAAUAUUCUAUGGCACUGCUGUAGAUUGAUGAGAAAGCUCAAGCCUCAUAUUGGAAAUGACUCUAAAGAAAUCAUCAUUUAUUUAAAUAUGUUAAUAACCUUAACUGACUGUUCAAAAUGGAAAAUUUUAACUGCUAAAGGAGGUGAUGCAUUGAAGCCAAGCUUUCAGCAACUGUGCUCCAAUAUUCUUGGAUUUCUGAAUACCAAGGGGUUUUACCCAGUGCUGAAGGAUCUUCUGAUGAAUGGUCUUGCUCGCUCAUCUCCAUCUCUCAAAGUAGUUCCCUUAACUGCAGCCACCACCUUGUCUUUGAGAUCGUUGGUGCUCUCUCAGUUUUCUGAAAAUCUUUGUAGUUUAUUCAUACUUAACAUUUUAUCUGUACCUGGACUUGUUCUUCACCUUUCUUCAAUUGCUCCUGAGAUGCUGAAAAGAUUCCAAAGCAUCAUGUUGUUCAGUAAAGUGAUAGACUUCAUGAAGUCAGAACAGAGAAGCAGAAUAACAUAUAACUCCCUUGAAUGUGGAUACUCCUUGUGUUUACUUGCUAACAUAGUAUCCUUAUCACAGCUGGGAGAUGAGGCUUUGAAGCAAAAUUUAAGAGACUUCAUAGUUGUAGUGUCGAGAGUGCUUCUCUACUGUCAGUCAUAUGUUGCUAAGAAACAGAGUAGCCUUACUAACUGGCAUCCCCUUCUUGGAUGGUUUAAACAAAACACUGAUCAGAGGUUAAAUGAUUCGAUCCCGCACGUCACCAAGCAGCUACAAAUAUUAUGGCAUCGGUCUACCGUACAGUUGUUAUUUGAAGACCUCAAAGCUGUUACUGAUCUGGAUAAAGAAGCGCAGUCCAGGGAACAAAAUAGAAAAGAUUCGAAGUCCCUGUGGAGUCUGUUUGGUUCCCUGCAGCGUGGCAACAGAUCAAGUAUCAAAGUCAGUCAGUCACAAGUCGAACUAGUGUCUAAUGUAUGUGUCAUGUAUCAGACGAUGGUAACCACUUUCUCUCUGAUAAGGCUGGAUAUAUUGACAGGUUUGAGUUAUCAGGAAGAGUUUCUCGUGCGUCUUUGGCGGUUUUUCGUGUUGAUCGGUAACAAUGGCGGACCAGAGCUGGUACUGAACAGCAUCACACGAUCAGGGGUCAACUGCUCUCACGCUCUACAGUCAACUCUUACACUAUUCUUUGACUGUUGUGGCCAUCUACUACCGAUCGUCGAUGACCAAGAAAUGUACGAGCAGCAGAAACCCUUCAGCUUGGACGAUCUUGUUCACAUGUCAACGUUUCUUAACAAACUCGUCUUUAAGUUGUACUGGAACGAGAUUACUGACGAGAAUAAGCCACAGAGCGUGUCUGCAGAGACUCUGCUCAACUCAGGUCACAGUCUCUUGAUGAUAUUGUACGACAGAGACUGUAGAAGAUCUUUCACACCACCCAACCACUGGCUCAUCAAGGAGGUCAAGUCGAACACUUUCAGGGCUGAGCUUGCUGAAGGCAGACGAAGAGCUUGUGUCAUUUUACAGAAGAUACCCCACGUGAUGCCGCACAUAGAACGUGUACAGUUGUUUCGUGAAUGCGUGGCUAAAGACAAAGAAGUCCUGGGAAUAACACGACCAAACGAUGACUUUGUUCCUCAGGGAACAUUGAUAACGGUCCGCAGAAAUCGUCUUCUGGAGGAUGGUUACGACCAGCUAUCGAAACUCUCUCCUAAAGUACUAAAAGGAGUCAUCAGGGUGCGCUUCAUCAACGAACAAGGUCUCCCAGAGGCUGGUAUUGAUCAAGAUGGCGUCUUCAAAGAAUUUCUAGAAGAAACUAUCAAAAAAGCAUUUGACCCAGGCCUUAACUUAUUCAAGACGACUACUGGUGACGAGCAGCGGUUGUAUCCCUCUUCAACCUCAUUCGUUCAUGAUAAUCAUCUGAAUCUAUUUGAAUUUAUUGGGAAAAUGCUGGGAAAAGCUGUUUAUGAGGGAAUUGUUGUAGAAGUGCCAUUUGCUUCCUUCUUCCUAAAUCACGUUCUUGGUCAUCAACACAGUUCAAUGUACAGUUCUAUCGAUGAACUGCCUUCACUGGACCAAGAGUUGUACAAGAGUCUGACCUUUAUCAAGAAUUACGAUGGUGACAUAAGAGACCUCGAUUUAAGUUUCGCUUUUGAGGAAGAUGUCUUGGGAAAGGUCGUCACCCAUGAACUCAAGCCUGGAGGAAGUGUUAUUCCAGUCACGAACGAAAAUAAGAUCAGCUACGUUCACCUUAUGGCUAACUAUCGAAUGCGCUUACAACACCACAACCAAACCAAAUCCUUCAUCCGGGGAUUCAAAUCUAUAGUGCGUUCUGAUUGGCUGCGUAUGUUCUCGGCCCCAGAGCUACAACGUCUGAUCUCUGGUGAUAACGCAGCUCUGGACUUGUCUGAUUUAAGGAAGCACUCUCGUUACUAUGGAGGUUACCAUAGCGGCCAUCGUGUAGUGGUUUGGCUGUGGGAGAUCCUGGAAAAGGAUUUCAAUGACAAAGAAAAAUCACAGUUUCUGAAGUUUGUUACCAGCUGUUCUAAACCUCCUUUGCUUGGCUUCGAGCAUCUUGAACCGCCUUUCUCUGUCCGUUGUGUGGAAUGCAGUGAUGACGAGGAUGAUGGUGAUACGGUGGGAAGUGUCAUUCGAGGAUUCCUGAACAUCAGGCGUCGACGUGAGCCCGUAGGAAGACUACCAACAGCAUCAACCUGCUUUAACCUGCUUAAACUACCCAACUAUCAUAAAAAAAGUACGCUCAAAGAAAAACUAAGAUACUCGAUUCAAUGUAAUGCUGGCUUUGAACUCUCAUGACAUAUGUCUAUGACAUUCCAUAUCACGUGCCCAAAAUUUAUUUUCCCCCAAAAAAUGGCAUGGAAACACUUUGAUUGACGUGUAACGUAACAGGACAAUAAUACAAUUCAGAAGAAGAGUAAAAUAAAGGAGAAACAGCAGACGCCUGCCUAGGCCUGGAUCGACAUCGGCUCUUCUCUUCAGCAAGAAGGAAGUGGUUAAUUUUGAAUACUAAUAUAGAAAGCACUCGGGCAUAGCAACUUGUUCCUUCUUGUCAAGAUGAUUGGCAAACCAUGCAGUAAACCAUACAAUAUAAAGUGAAAGUACAUAACGUAAAAAUAUCUAGAAGUUUCAAAAUCAUCUUUAAUUCAAAAUUAAUAAUUGAAAAGUUAAAAAUGUGUUACAAAACCCUUUAAAAAUACCAUACCGUAAACCUUCGAAAAUAAGCUCUACUUUUUAUACUUGUUCAACGUGCCUUUGUGGUCUUGGAUCAAAGCAAUAGAAAAACAAUAGAAUCACGUGAUAUUGGGGUUAUUAAUUUCUGGCUAAAAUAUUAAUAAAGAUAAAUUAAACUUG